GAAGAAUCAUAACCUAUAAGAACCGUCUCGUGAGGAUACUGUUAACAGAAACAAGUAACACACUCAAAGCUCGAUGAACCGAUCCACCCACCCACUAAAACGAAAUACCGAUAUCAAUAGAAGUUCCUCUACCUCGACCGAACCUCGAGAACAUACCCGCUCCCCGGUACCCAAUCUCCCUCCACCCACGAGCCACCUCGAUACCUCUAUACCAUUCUCAGUGAAAUCAAUCACUGCCACUCGACGAGCUAGAACUCGAACUCGAACUCGAGCUCGACGAGCUCGACGAACUCGACUCCGAGCAGCUUCGAUGCCGCCCACCGCGACGGUGCUUCUUCGUCUUCAUCCUUUUGCGUCUGCAGAGAAGUGUCAGCGUACGCCCGAGGCCGAUCCCCAGAUUUUAAGAGAAUGACAGAGCAAAAAAACCUACAUCUUACUCGCGAACCUCAUCCCCGCCGCCCCGGCCAACGCCCCUCCCGCCGUGCCGAGAAACCCACCCCCGAACUUGCGGCCCAGGAUCCCACCGGCUGCUGCACCGGUGACGGUGCUUGCUAGUUCUUCCUCGGUUGUUGGGGCUGGGCCUGCAGCUGAGGGGUCUGAAGGGGCUGGUGGUGGUGGUGGUGGAGGAGGAGGAGGAGGAGGGGG
Molecule: messenger RNA, 645 nt
Organism: Aspergillus aculeatinus CBS 121060
Lineage: Eukaryota; Fungi; Ascomycota; Eurotiomycetes; Eurotiales; Aspergillaceae
Exons: 1
Coding region: 74-412 (112 amino acids)
Source: RefSeq, a predicted model, not a curated record